Molecule: messenger RNA, 1483 nt
Organism: Mercenaria mercenaria
Lineage: Eukaryota; Metazoa; Mollusca; Bivalvia; Venerida; Veneridae
Exons: 3
Coding region: 666-1331 (221 amino acids)
Biological process (GO): regulation of apoptotic process
Molecular function (GO): protein binding
Source: RefSeq, a predicted model, not a curated record
AGAACAAGAUACAAUAUUUUUGCGCCAAACCCUCGAUAUGCACUUAGACAAAAAUGGAUUGCAUACGUAAUCUUUCCUCUGGUCUAAUUUUAUAACGUGGACUUCGAAAGUGUGGGCUAUCAAUUUAGAAAUAGAAACAAAAACAGUUUGCUAGAUUUUCAGUUGAUUCUACGAUUCUAAUAUAUUUAAAAUUAUCUCGCAUACAAUACUUUUUGUUAAAUCAAAUCUUGAGAAAAUCAAAAUAGCAAUGUUGCCAACGUGUCAAUUAAAAUACGGUUGCUAUUUAACUAUAGCAUCUCUGUUACUUUUUGCCAUCUUGAUAAAUGACGUAACAUCAUGACUUCAGACGUAAAGAUCGAGCUACAUUUAUUUGAUAUCCGUUUUUUUCUACCUAUUUCGUCGGACACUUGACAAAGGCAUUGUGCACAUGCAUAUUUUGUUCGUUAGGUAUUAUAGUUACAUACGAGCCGCGACUCAUAUAUUUUUACAAGAGCACAUAGCGUGUCUUUAUUACCAUUAUGUGUUUAGCAAGUGUAUCUUUCAUUUAAGUAAACAUGGUGGGGAUUUAGGAUGUAAGUUUGUGCAAAUGAGGUCAUCAGUUAAACUAACUUCUGAUAUUUCUUUUUUGGUUUUCAAUUUCCAUAGAAAGCAGGAAAACUGAGGGUAUGUCUUUUCAAGUAGAAACAGAUGCGAUACCCAUUCCAGCAGAAUCAGAUGAUACUGCUAAUGCAAUUUCUACAAAGACCAAUAGCGAAAGCUUGAACAUCGCUGAUACUCCCCCUCAAGAUCAAGUUACCAACGACCAGAACAAUGAUGAUUUUUCUAAUCAAACAAUACAGGAACCACUCACUGAUUUGGUAUUGCCUCUAAGGCCACCUAAAGAUUUUGAAAUGAAUAAUUUCUUGUUAUGUCUUGCUGAGGAAAUAGAACAUGAUGAUCUAGAAAAAAUGAAGUUCCUGCUAUUGGGAGAGGAAGGAAUUUCCACAAGAACGACAGAGCAAAUAAAAUCGCCUCUAGAUCUGUUCAAACUACUAAAGAAGAGGUCAAUCAUAAGUAGACAUGAUAUACUUUAUCUACAACUGAUGUUAAAAUUUACCGGAAAGGAAAAAUCGAUACGUAAGGCUUGCGAUUUUGCCAACAAUACGAAAGAAACAAUACAUUUCUUUCCACCUCCAGAAAAACCAGCCGAUGGUUACAAGUAUGCUCAACUUCACGUUAAAGUUCCGGAUGCUCAAAAGUAUACAAGACAAAGUCUAGAAAAUCUGAGACGAAGGAUAUCUAUGAUGACAUUCGCACUCGAAUCCGACAUUCAUAUCGUUCGUUGGUCUUGAGUCACAAAGUAUACUUGUCACGUUUAUGAUGCCUUCCGUGUAUGCAGAGAUUCUUGAAGACAUGAUAGAAAGAAAGAUAUACUCUGAUGUGUUUCAAGAGAUGAUGGUGGAUUACGUGGUUGUUUGCAACAGAAGAUUUAUCUUCGAUGUAA